Messenger RNA from Zymoseptoria tritici IPO323, 510 nucleotides. RefSeq lists its product as uncharacterized. NCBI's taxonomy places the organism in Eukaryota, Fungi, Ascomycota, Dothideomycetes, Mycosphaerellales, Mycosphaerellaceae. The coding region runs from base 1 to 510 and encodes 169 amino acids. The record is from RefSeq and is a predicted model, not a curated record. The transcript has a single exon.
AUGCUGCUGAUAUCCACUUCACUUUGGAACGCUGCCAACCCGGUGUGCCUGGUUCCCGAUCUCGACCAUCGCGCUUAUCAUUCGAUGAAGGAUCUUCCAUUCCUCGACGAUAACGGCCCCGAGGUAUCCGAGCGAAUUAAUUGCAUCGAAGCGUAUGCGACCCAGGCCCAACACAUCCGUUUCUGCGCUGGUGCAGCAGAGUUAUACUUCUCCGGCUCGCAUAGGUAUACCGAGCAGGCGGAACCUCUAGAGAACCAGAUUGCGCAGACUCAGACCAUAAUGGAAAAAGCAGAGCCCGGCAGCAGGCAAGGCAUCUGCCCGACUUCCAGAUUCUCCAUCUCGACAAGCAGAGGUCAGCAGGCGCCGAGGAUCUCCACGAUUGGACACUUGACUUGCGGUGCUACUGGGUGCUCCUCAAAGCGUCGUGGCUACAGUUCCUCGCGGCCCCAAAACCCGAGCAGUUCGACCUCAGCACCCAGCCGCGACCAAAGUGGAGGUAUAUUGAAGUGA